Zingiber officinale is the source of this 833-nucleotide messenger RNA. Its product is annotated as ethylene-responsive transcription factor 1B-like. The record is from RefSeq and is a predicted model, not a curated record. Bases 67 to 684 code for a protein of 205 amino acids. The transcript has a single exon. Gene Ontology annotation, molecular function: DNA-binding transcription factor activity; DNA binding. Gene Ontology annotation, biological process: ethylene-activated signaling pathway; regulation of DNA-templated transcription. Lineage: Eukaryota; Viridiplantae; Streptophyta; Magnoliopsida; Zingiberales; Zingiberaceae.
CCUCCUCCCAUUUUCGUCGACCCAAUCGAAGCCGCUCCCAUAAAUUACCUAUAAAUAGAUCGACCGAUGAACGUCGAGUUCUUGUCCGGAUCCUCCGGAUCUUUCUCUUGCGGCGCCGCCUCCCAGCUCCCCUUCGACGCCAACGACACCGGCGGCGCCACGGCCCUCCUCGACGCGCUCCCCGAGGCCGCGUCGGCCGUCGUAGAGGCGGAGUCGGGGCGGCACCGCCCGCCCUCCGCCGGCGGGUACCGGGGGGUGCGGCGGCGGCCGUGGGGGAAGUUCGCGGCCGAGAUCCGGGACUCGUCGCGGAACGGCGCGCGGGUGUGGCUGGGAACGUUCGACACCGCGGAGGCGGCCGCGAUGGCCUACGACCAGGCGGCGCUGUCGAUGCGGGGGCGGCUGGCGGUGCUCAACUUCCCCAUGGAGCGGGUGCAGGAGUCGCUCAGGCAGCUGGACUGCUGGCGCAGGAGCGCCGCCGCAUCCGUCGACGAUGGCUCCUUCGUGAUGGCCCUGAAGAAGAAGCACCUAAUCAGGCGGCGGAGGCCGUCGCCGGCGAUCCGGAAGAGCAAGGCGUCGACCGCCCAGCGCGCCAUCCAGCACGUGCUGGAGCUCGAGGAUCUCGGAGCCGAUUACUUGGAAGAGCUACUUAGGGUUUCGGAGCUCCCAAACCUUCUUAGUAACUAAUAAAAAUCUUCUUUCUUCUUUCUUUUUCAUUUAGUUGGAAAUAUCAUUAACAGAGAAGUUAAUUUUUUCUUCUCUGGACACAAAAAGGCAUCGAUCGAUCUAACUAUAUGAUGUGGGGUCUGAAAACGAUAUAUUUUGCAUUAUUUUAA